AUGAGUAAAAACAAGAAACUUCUUGUAAGGGAUGGCAUGCUAUAUCGCUCAAAUAGUCGCACAUUAAUCUCUGCUGCUUUACUUACGAGCGACAGCAAAUCGGAUGGCUCUAUUCAUAGCGAUUGGAAGCGUAAUACAACAAACAUGUCUUAUAGCAAUCCUGUCGGCAAUGCGUAUGAAAACAAUAGACAUUCAUAUAUCAAACCUAAUGGAUUUGGGCUUCAUAAAUCAAAAACUCUGAGAAGAGUAAAUAUCAAUGGCACAGAAUUUAUGACUGACCUUUCUGGACGCAAAUUGAUUCGUACCACAGAUGCUAAUCAAGGCAGUAUUAAAUCAACACCAAGGAAUGUAUUGGUCAAUGGUGUUCAGUUUGUACGCAGCAAACGAGGAAACUUGAUUUUGGCAAAGACUAUACAAAAGACCCGACAAGCAUCGGGACGAUGUGAUAAAGGCGAUGCAUGUAGAUUCAUUCAUGAUCGUCGGCGAAUAGCACUAUGCUUUUCAUUUCUUAAAACAAAGACCUGCAAUGACAUGCCAGACUGCAAACUGUCGCACGAACCUACAGAUGCCACAACUCCCUUUUGUGUUCAUUUUGAACGUGGAAGAUGUUCUAAUGAAGACUGCCAUUAUUUGCAUGUCAAACUAUCCCCUGGAGCUCAUGUAUGUGCAGACUUUGCCAAGCAAGGCUAUUGUGAAAAAGGCAGUAUGUGUUUGCAACGUCAUAUCUUUUUAUGUCCUGAUUACGAAAAAAAUGGUGAGUGUCCACUUGGAGAAAAGUGUCGUCUUCCGCAUCGGUCAAAAACCAAACCGACCCGGCCAGUUUCGUAUAAUGAUGCUUCUCGCAAUGGAUCGAGUGCAUUGCUCACUGAAGAGGAUACAGAUGAGGAGCUGCAACUACCACCUCGACCUGAUUUUCGACAGCUACAGUUGGACAUUCAAGAUGUUUCAUUUAACUCUAGAAAUCAUGACGAAAAGGAAAGUAUGGAUGAUGAGGUAAUGAAGGACGAUGAUUUUGACUCUGAUGUUGACGAUGAUUCUGGUGAAAGUGAUACCUUUGAAUCUAUAAGCAAUCGACAGGAUAUCUACACUGUAGAUAUCUUAUCAGAUGAGGACUCGAGUCGUUAUAGUAUUGAUCAUGAUGAUGUUGAUGAUUAAAGUGUGAUAUAUAAACCUGUGUGCGUCAGUAUCUUGAUAAAUUCAAGGCUUGAUCAUUCAUCUCAACGAGUUUGAGCACGAUAAUGCUCAGAAUUGUCUAAGCCUAAAAACCUGCAACGCAAAUAAAAGUUUAUUGAAUAUGCAAGAUG
This is a messenger RNA of Batrachochytrium dendrobatidis JAM81, 1304 nucleotides long. RefSeq lists its product as uncharacterized. NCBI's taxonomy places the organism in Eukaryota, Fungi, Chytridiomycota, Chytridiomycetes, Rhizophydiales. Gene Ontology annotation, cellular component: nucleus. The record is from RefSeq and is a predicted model, not a curated record. The transcript has 3 exons. The coding region runs from base 1 to 1155 and encodes 384 amino acids. Gene Ontology annotation, molecular function: metal ion binding.